AUGGAUACACAGAGUUGUACAACAGCUACUUCAACUCCAUGCCAAAACUGCUCCAGGAUUACAAAUUUUAGGACCAUCUCUUCUAACAACAGUUGCCACCAAAGUGAUCUUGAAGCCAACAAUUGCCAAAAAACUGGCCAUGUUCUGAGAACUUCCCAGAACCAGAGCUGCCAACCAAGUCCUUGCUUUUGUCGCAGACCUACCUACCUAAUACGCAACUUCAACAUCUGCCCCUCUCUGGAUGAUUGCAGCUGGUAUGGUGAAGGUAUCAACAGUAACGAGAAAGAGACCAUGCAGGUCUUGAAUGACCGCCUUGCUAACUACCUAGAAAAGGUGCGAAUGCUAGAACAAAAGAAUGCUGAACUUGAGUGUAAAAUCCAGGAAGAGUGUAACAAAGAGCUCCCCAUUGUAUGUCCUGAUUACCAGUCCUACUACAAUACCAUUGAGGAGCUCCAGCAGAAGAUCUUGUGUACCAAGGCUGAGAAUUCCAGACUGGUCUCACAAAUUGACAACACCAAACUGGCUGCUGAUGACUUGAGAGCCAAGUACAAAGCUGAAGUGUCCCAACGCCAGCUGGUGGAGGCAGAUGCCAAUAGCCUACAGCGAAUCCUGAAUGCAUUGACCCUAGGCAAGGCUGACCUGGAGGCACAAGUCCAGUCUCUGAAGGAAGAGCUCCUUUGCCUCAAAAACAACCAUGAAGAGGAAAUUAAUUCCUUACAGAGCCAACUUGGGGACAGACUCAACAUUGAAGUGACUGCUGCUCCUUCUGUUGACCUAAACCGAGUUCUACAAGAAAUGAGAUGUCAAUAUGAAUCUAUCAUGGAGACAAACCGUAAAGAUGUGGAACAAUGGUUCAAUGCACAGAUGGAAGAGCUAAAUCAGCAAGUGGUAACCAGCUCUCAACAGCAGCAAUGCUGCCAGAAGGAGAUCAUAGAACUGAGACGUACCGUGAACACUCUAGAAGUGGAACUGCAGGCCCAGCACCGAAUGAGAGAUUCCCAAGAAUGCAUCCUGGUGGAGACAGAAGCUCGCUAUACAACCCUGCUUGCCCAGAUCCAGUGCCUGAUCGAUAACCUAGAGUUUCAGCUGGCAGAGAUCCGGUGUGCCCUGGAAAGACAGAACCAAGAAUAUGAGAUUCUGCUGGAUGUCAAGUCCCGACUGGAGUGUGAGAUUGCCACAUACCGCAGCCUUCUGGAGAGCUCGGAUGGCAAGCUUCCCUGUAACCCAUGUGCCACCAAAUGUGAGCCUUCCGCUUGCACAUCCAGUAAGAGCAGAGCCAUGGAAUGCACGGCCCCAGUUUACACUUUCUCAGCCCCGCGUGAUGUAGGGGAGCCCUGCAGUGCAUAUGGACCCCUCUCCCGGAUACUGGUGAAGAUAUGCACUAUCACCAAGGAGAUUAAGGAUGGGAAGGUCAUCUCUUCUUAUGAGCAUGUGCAGCCUUGCUUCAUCACUGUACCUGCCAAAGCCUAAGAUGCCAAGGUGAUGAACAUGACCCACAUUCAUGAAAGA
Tupaia belangeri chinensis (Chinese tree shrew) is the source of this 1509-nucleotide messenger RNA. RefSeq names its product keratin 39 (gene KRT39). Gene Ontology annotation, cellular component: cytoskeleton. The transcript has 7 exons. Lineage: Eukaryota; Metazoa; Chordata; Mammalia; Scandentia; Tupaiidae. The record is from RefSeq and is a predicted model, not a curated record. Gene Ontology annotation, biological process: intermediate filament organization; epithelial cell differentiation. Gene Ontology annotation, molecular function: structural molecule activity. Bases 1 to 1470 code for a protein of 489 amino acids.